AUGAUCGGGCGCGGGCAGACAGACGAGGACAUUCGGAAGAAGCAUGAGGACUUGGUUGCACUGCUUGAGAGGCUUACGGCAGAAAUAGGCUCCUUCCAAAAUGAGGGCAGGGGGAAGCUUAUAGAGCCGUAUAAGCAGUUCUUCGAUGUUGAGACGGGGAAAUUGAAGGAAACAGCGAAGCACAUUCCUACGUCAGAGAAAUUUACGUCGAGGUCUCUAUUCCUAUGCUUUGUUUUCUGCGAUACGCUCGUCGUGUUUUCCGAGCGUCUCGCGAGAGUCAUGAGCCUCAUUAUCGAUCUUGACCGGAAACGACCGAAGGUGAGACUGUGGGCACCAAGCGGUUUUGGAAAAAUCGGGAGGAAGUUGAUGAAGACCAGAGCUUAUGAAGGUGAGGAUAUCAAAAGUGUGGUCCCUCUGUCAAUGGGCACCGCAGCGGACCCAUCGGAAUACAUCGAUAGCGAGAACAGCACGAUGAGGGGUGAGGACGAUGUAGACGAUGAUGAGGAUAGCACGAGGGAACGUUCGCCCCCUCCCAAUAAGAAAGCUCAAGCGGACCUUGAUGAUCGAUGCGAACGCCGCAACCCCGACGCUUUACCUCCAAGAACUGGCAUGGGCCGAUUUGCCGUUCGUUUGGGUUCGUUCUUCCGCUGGUUCAAAUCUGCCGAAGGGAUCUUUGCUCUACGGACGGCUGUUGUGACGCUGGCGCUGUGGAUCCCUGCGGUUGCACCAUCGAGUGCGGGAUUCAACUACCAGCACAAGGGGCUGUGGGCGUUGAUUAUGGCGCAGACCUCGCUAGGUGUUUACGCCGGAGACCAGAUUGCGGGCAUUACGGUCAGAAUGAUAGGAACGGUGCUUGGGUUAUUGGUGGGAAUGGCUGUGUGGUAUAUCGGAGCAGGAUCAGGUUCUGGCAAUCCGUACGGAAUCGUUGUCGCCACGACUGUCUUCAUUGCGCCAUUCCUAUACAUGCGCGUUGUGGCGCCCCUCCAAGACGCGAUGAUAUGGAUCCUCGCUGGUGUUACAAUCAUUUUCGUCGUUGGAUACAGUUGGAUAGAUACCCAUCUGUUGAUUUUUUCAAACUCUGGGGUUGGAGUGGAAUUAGGAUGGCGUCGAGCCCUUUUGGUCGUCAUUGGGUUCACUGCUGCUUUCAUUGUCAUGCUCUUCCCGCGACCUACGUCCGCGCGGACCCUCGUUAGGAGAACGGUUGCUGCAUCGCUGGAACACCUCGGCCGCGUAUAUGCAUCUGAGGUUGACGCCAUCCUCGCGGAAGAAGCCAAGGGACGCAAAGGCAUAUUAGAAAAGCCGAACAUGGAUGAGCACAUCGAGGGUGUAGAGGUGUCACCGAAGGAAAAGAGGAUCCGGAAGCUAGCGGAGAAGUUGCUGGCUGUUGCGACACGGCUGCAAGCCCUCACGCCAUCUCUGACCACUGGCAAGUGGGAGCCACAGUUACAAGGCUCGUGGCCUCAGCAACACUAUCAGGCAUUGCACACACUUGAGACUCGGUUAAUCUCGUGCCUUGCGCUGUUGGCUGGUUCGUUUGUCAGGCUUGACACCAACUGGUGUUACAUCUUAGUUCAUAAAACCCCUUUCCUCAACCCCUAUCUGCUCGCGGACGUCUUUUCGACCAUUUCUGUCCUUUCACAUGCCUUAUCAGCAGGACACCCAGUACCCGCUUCGCUUCCCCGCCUUCGCGACCGACUCAUCUAUCAUGACAGACAUAUGUUCGCACACGAGCAGUCAGUCCCUCUCAGUUUGAAAGAUGACAACGAAAAGGCGGAGCCGGGCCAUGCAUCCACCAAGGCACUCGACCCAAGCCCGAAUAAAGUAGACGGGGUGACUAUUGGGUUUGAGGAGUUGACUUUGGAUGUGUUGAUGGAUGAUCAAUUGCCGGCUCAUUCGACUGCCGUUCUGGCGAUAUCCUCGGUGCUGGGUAUCGUCGAUGAGAUCGCAGAUAUAAUACGCAUUCUGUGCGGCGAGACGUCCUUUGAAGGAAUCAGUGCUUUACAUCAAGAAUACCUCAGCAGGGAAGAGGCUAUGUUAUACCACCCAAGAGGGCCGUGA
Molecule: messenger RNA, 2058 nt
Organism: Pleurotus ostreatus (oyster mushroom)
Lineage: Eukaryota; Fungi; Basidiomycota; Agaricomycetes; Agaricales; Pleurotaceae
Exons: 17
Coding region: 1-2058 (685 amino acids)
Source: RefSeq, a predicted model, not a curated record